Nerophis lumbriciformis (worm pipefish) is the source of this 18787-nucleotide messenger RNA. It is a transcript of the gene ahnak, whose product is annotated as AHNAK nucleoprotein. NCBI's taxonomy places the organism in Eukaryota, Metazoa, Chordata, Actinopteri, Syngnathiformes, Syngnathidae. Gene Ontology annotation, molecular function: protein binding. Gene Ontology annotation, cellular component: nucleus; cytoplasm; costamere. The record is from RefSeq and is a predicted model, not a curated record. Gene Ontology annotation, biological process: regulation of RNA splicing.
UCCCAGCCACUCUGCUCAGCCCAGAGGAGAAGCCACGCAGGAGGGAAGAAGAAGAAGAAGAAGAAGAAAAAGUUGAAGAAGUUGAACUCAACUCAGCAGCACAGAGAGAGAGAGAGAGGAGGGAGGGCGAGCGAGAGAGAGAGAGAGAAGAGGAGGGGGGGGGAGAAGAAAACGCCCUGGAAACUUUGCUUGAUCUAGGAAAAGUGACAGAAUCCCUUCAGACAGACGUCGAGAAGCGCUCUUCUUUGGGCUGGGAAGUUUCCGAGGAUGCUCCGGCUGGUGUGAGGCUUCUCAGGCGCAACCAGGGCGCGCAGAAGUCAAGAAAACAAGAUCCAACGCGUUGGACCGAAGCCCUUGGCCUCGCUCCAGCUAUCCAAGGAACAUUGAGUGUGACGUUCUUCUCCACCGGGGUUUGAACACAAGACAAACAAAACAAGAUGGCUGAAGAGGAGGAAACCAGGGAAGUGCUCUUUCCAGACUGGGAAGGCCCAGACAAAACUGGACUCACCAUCGAGCAGACAUGUGAAGGAGAGAUCUUCGUCAAAGAAGUGAAAGGAGAGUCACCUGCGGCACGGUCUGGGAAAGUAUACGAAGGUGACCAGAUUGUGGGCGCUACUAUCUAUUUUGACAAAAUGAGCUCAGAGGAAACAGCUGAUCUCCUGAAGACACUGAACCGUCACAAGGUUGGACUGAAACUACAAAACAAAGGGGACAAAUCCCCAGGCUACUCGCCCCUGAGCACACCAUGUCGCUCCCCGUUGGGUACCUUGACAUGGGAGGGCAGGGCUGCAAGCGCCAGUCCUGACAUCAUUCUUGGUGGUGAUGAGGAGGACUACAAAAGGAUUUACACAAAGAAGAUCAAACCCAGGCUUAAGUCUGAAGAACUCGGAGACGGAGUGGAUGUGCGCACAGAACGGCACAGCAGCACAAGUAGUGACGGCAGCACAAUAACAACGAUCACCCGCCGUAUCACCACCUACACUGUGGACAUGCCGACUGGCAUCAGUGAGCAAAUGGAGCUUUCAGGCCCAGAGUUCAAGGGGCUAAGGCAAGAAUCAGGGGCUGGCUCGCCUCAUUUAAAGUUGUCACAGGGCAGUCCUUCUGGUGACGUGGGAGCUGAAGGAGGGGUUUUCUCUUACAAACUAGGGGGAAAUGCAAACACUGGUAGUGGGCAUGUUUCAAUGGGAGGUAUGGGAAGUAGUGAGGUAUUCACAGCAGACAACGAAAACGGAGGGUCCGUACCAGAAAAAGGCAGGUCAAUUUAUGUGACAUCCAUAGGCAAGACACAGAAAGAUGAGGGGGCAAAGGUGAGGUUAACGGAAGUUACUGUCACUCACCCACACGCAGAGGGAUCAGGCACCAUUCACAUUCCAAAGGUCUCAAUGAGUGGAGGUUACACAAAUACUGGAAGCGACUUAAGCAUGCAAACAAAAGUUACCGAGAGCAAAUAUGUUAAAGGUCCAGAAAUGACUAUUGAGGGGAAAAAGGGGGAUUUUAAAUCACCUCAGAUAAAUGUAACAUCAUUUUCAACGAAGGGGUCAACUUUUGAAGUGGCGACUCCAAAGAUAGAGGCAAAUACUGAAGGCCAAGAAAGAAAAGGUGCAAAGGUUAGUUUAAAUAUUACCAAAGCUAACGUUUCAGGGCCGAGCAUUGACAUGCCAAAUGUGGAAUUCAAUCUAAAAAGCCCUGAACUCAAAGGUGACGUAGAUGUGUCAGUCCCACAUAUUGAAGGCGAUAUAAAAGCUCCCAAAAUUGGUAUAAAAGGCUCAAAAGUUGACAUAAAGGGAUCGAAUACUGGAAUCGAAUUUCCAAAAAUGAAAAUGCCAGGAUUCGGUUUGAAAGGUUCAAAACAAGAGGGCCAAGACAUUCAAGUGAACCUUCCAAAGGCUAAUAUUGAGGUCAAAGUCCCAGAGGUUGAUAUUGAAGGCCCUGAGUUUGAUACUGAAGGACCAGAUGUUGACAUAGACAGUCAAGGUUGGAAGAUCAAAAGACCUGAAUUCAAGAUGCCGAAAACCUCUGGAAUCAAUGUCACCAUGCCAACUGUGGAUCUGAAAGGCUCUAAGUUCAAAGGUGGUGUGUCAGUACCAACUAUUGAGGGGGAUAUAAAUGUACCAAAAGGCGAUUUAGACAUCAAAGUCCCAAAAUUGGACAUCAGAGCGCCAGAUGUUGACAUUGACGUGGGUGGGAAAAUCAAGGGACCAAAAUUCCAGACGGGUAAAAUCACAGGACCAAGCAUCUCCACGCCCAAUGUGGAUUUACAUCUGAAAGAACCUAAGGUCAAAGGUAAAGUAGAUGUGUCAUUACCAACUAUUGAGGGAGAUAUCAAAGCCCCAGAAAUUGAAAUAAAAGGUGCCAACAUUGACGUUAAGGGGCCUAACACUGGAUUUGAUUUACCAAAAGUCAAAAUGCCAAAAUUUGGCUUAAAAGGUCCGAAAGUGGCUGGUCCGGAUGUCGACAUAAACCUCUCCAAAGCUAAUAUUGAUGUCGGGAUACCUGAUGUUGACAUCCGAGGCCCAGAAUUUGAUAUCAAUCUCCCAAAAGGUGAUUUGGACCUCAAAGGUCCAAAAUUGGAUAUCGAAACACCAGAUGUUGACAUUGACAGUACCGGUUGGAAGAUUAAGGGACCUAAAUUAAAUAUGCCAAAAAUAUCUGGACCAAACAUCUCCAUGCCCAAUAUGGACUUCAAACAGAAAGGUCCAAAAGUCAAAGGUGAUGUAAAUGUAUCCAUACCAACUGUUGAAGGAGAUAUCAAAGCACCAGAAUUUGAACUAAAAGGUGCCAAAGUUGACAUUAAGGGUCCUAACACUGGAUUUGAGUUACCGAAAUUUAAAAUGCCAGGAUUUGGUGUUAAAGGACCUAAACUGGAGGGUCCAGACGUUGACAUAAACCUCCCCAAAGCUAGUAUUGAUGUCAAAGUCCCUGAUGUUGACAUUCGAGGCCCAGAAUUUGACAUCAAUCUGCCGAAAGCUGAUUUGGACAUUAAAGGUCCAAAAGUGGAUAUCGAAACACCAGAUGUUGAAAUGGACAGGUCCAGUUGGAAGAUUAAGGGACCUAAAUUAAAUAUGCCAAAAAUAUCUGGACCAAACAUCUCCAUGCCCAAUAUGGACUUCAAACUGAAAGGUCCGAAAGUCAAAGGUGAUGUAAAUGUCUCUGUACCAACUGUUGAAGGAGAUAUCAAAGCACCAGAAGUUGAACUAAAAGGUGCCAAAGUUGACAUUAAGGGCCCUAACACUGGAUUUGAGUUACCGAAAUUUAAAAUGCCAGGAUUUGGUGUUAAAGGACCUAAACUGGAGGGUCCAGAUGUUGACAUAAAUCUCCCCAAAGCUAAUAUUGAUGUCAAAGUCCCUGAUGUUGACAUUCAAGGCCCAGAAUUUGACAUCAAUCUGCCGAAAGCUGAUUUGGAUAUUAAAGGUCCAAAAUUGGAUAUCGAAACACCAGAUGUUGACAUUGACAGUACCGGUUGGAAGAUUAAGGGACCUAAAUUAAAUAUGCCAAAAAUCUCAGCACCAAACAUCUCCAUGCCCAAUAUGGACUUCAAACUGAAAGGUCCGAAAGUCAAAGGUGAUGUAAAUGUCUCUGUACCAACUGUCGAAGGAGAUAUCAAAGCACCAGAAGUUGAACUAAAAGGUGCCAAAGUUGACAUUAAGGGCCCUAACACUGGAUUUGAGUUACCAAAAUUCAAAAUGCCAGGAUUUGGUGUUAAAGGACCUAAACUGGAGGGUCCAGACGUUGACAUAAACCUCCCCAAAGCUAAUAUUGAUGUCAAAGUCCCUGAUGUUGACAUUCAAGGCCCAGAAUUUGACAUCAAUCUGCCGAAAGCUGAUUUGGAUAUUAAAGGUCCAAAAUUGGAUAUCGAAACACCAGAUGUUGACAUGGACAGUACCGGUUGGAAGAUUAAAGGACCUAAAUUAAAUAUGCCAAAAAUCUCAGCACCAAACAUCUCCAUGCCCAAUAUGGACUUCAAACUGAAAGGUCCGAAAGUCAAAGGUGAUGUAAAUGUCUCUGUACCAACUGUCGAAGGAGAUAUCAAAGCACCAGAAGUUGAACUAAAAGGUGCCAAAGUUGACAUUAAGGGCCCUAACACUGGAUUUGAGUUACCAAAAUUCAAAAUGCCAGGAUUUGGUGUUAAAGGACCUAAACUGGAGGGUCCAGACGUUGACAUAAACCUCCCCAAAGCUAAUAUUGAUGUCAAAGUCCCUGAUGUUGACAUUCAAGGCCCAGAAUUUGACAUCAAUCUGCCGAAAGCUGAUUUGGAUAUUAAAGGUCCAAAAUUGGAUAUCGAAACACCAAAUGUUGACAUGGACAGUACCGGUUGGAAGAUUAAAGGACCUAAAUUAAAUAUGCCAAAAAUCUCAGCACCAAACAUCUCCAUGCCCAAUAUGGACUUCAAACUGAAAGGUCCGAAAGUCAAAGGUGAUGUAAAUGUCUCUGUACCAACUGUCGAAGGAGAUAUCAAAGCACCAGAAGUUGAACUAAAAGGUGCCAAAGUUGACAUUAAGGGCCCUAACACUGGAUUUGAGUUACCGAAAUUUAAAAUGCCAGGAUUUGGUGUUAAAGGACCUAAACUGGAGGGUCCAGACGUUGACAUAAACCUCCCCAAAGCUAAUAUUGAUGUCAAAGUCCCUGAUGUUGACAUUCAAGGCCCAGAAUUUGACAUCAAUCUGCCGAAAGCUGAUUUGGAUAUUAAAGGUCCAAAAUUGGAUAUCGAAACACCAGAUGUUGACAUGGACAGUACCGGUUGGAAGAUUAAAGGACCUAAAUUAAAUAUGCCAAAAAUCUCAGCACCAAACAUCUCCAUGCCCAAUAUGGACUUCAAACUGAAAGGUCCGAAAGUCAAAGGUGAUGUAAAUGUCUCUGUACCAACUGUCGAAGGAGAUAUCAAAGCACCAGAAGUUGAACUAAAAGGUGCCAAAGUUGACAUUAAGGGCCCUAACACUGGAUUUGAGUUACCGAAAUUUAAAAUGCCAGGAUUUGGUGUUAAAGGACCUAAACUGGAGGGUCCAGAUGUUGACAUAAACCUUCCCAAAGCUAAUAUUGAUGUCAAAGUCCCUGAUGUUGACAUUCAUGGCCCAAAAGUUGAUAUUAAUCUGCCCAAAGCUGAUUUGGACAUCAAAGGUCCGAAAUUGGAUAUUGAAACACCUGAUGUUGACAUUGACAGACCCGGUUGGAAGAUUAAGGGACCUAAAUUAAAUAUGCCAAAAAUAUCUGGACCAAACAUCUCCAUGCCCAAUAUGGACUUCAAACUGAAAGGCCCAAAGGUCAAAGGAGAUGUAGAUGUGUCAGUGCCAACUAUUGAAGGAGAUAUAAAAGCACCAGGAUUGGAUAUUGAAGGUCCAAAAGCAGACUUGAAAGGACCAAAUAUUGGAUUUGAGUUACCGAAAUUUAAAAUGCCAGGAUUUGGCUUUAAAGGACCUAAACUGGAGGGUCCAGAUGUUGACAUAAACCUCCCCAAAGCUAAUAUUGAUGUCAAAGUUCCUGAUGUUGACAUUCACGGCCCAAAAGUUGAUAUCAAUCUGCCCAAAGCUGAUUUGGACAUCAAAGGUCCAAAAUUGGAUAUCGAAACACCUGAUGUUGACAUUGACAGUCCCGGUUGGAAGAUUAAGGGGCCUAAAUUAAAUAUGCCAAAAAUAUCUGGACCAAACAUCUCCAUGCCCAAUAUGGACUUCAAACUGAAAGGCCCAAAAGUCAAAGGAGAUGUAGAUGUGUCAGUGCCAACUAUUGAAGGAGAUAUAAAAGCACCAGGAUUGGAUAUUGAAGGUCCAAAAGCAGACUUGAAAGGACCUAAUAUUGGAUUUGAGUUACCGAAAUUUAAAAUGCCAGGAUUUGGCUUUAAAGGACCUAAACUGGAGGGUCCAGAUGUUGACAUAAACCUCCCCAAGGCUAAUAUUGAUGUCAAAGUUCCUGAUGUUGACAUUCACGGCCCAAAAGUUGAUAUCAAUCUGCCCAAAGCUGAUUUGGACAUCAAAGGUCCAAAAUUGGAUAUCGAAACACCAGAUGUUGACAUUGACAGUCCCGGUUGGAAGAUUAAGGGACCUAAAUUAAAUAUGCCAAAAAUAUCUGGACCAAACAUCUCCAUGCCCAAUAUGGACUUCAAACUGAAAGGCCCAAAGGUCAAAGGAGAUGUAGAUGUGUCAGUACCAACUAUUGAAAGAGAUCUAAAAGCACCAGAAAUUGAUAUUAAAGGCCCAAGUGCUGACAUUAAGGGGCAUGUUGACAUCCCUAGUCCUACUGGUAAGAUCAAAGGACCUAAAUUUAAGAUGCCAAAACUUACAGGACCUCACAUAUCUCUGCCAGAUGUGAAUUUCAAUCUGAAAGGCCCAAAAGUCAAAGGUGAUGUAGAUGUGUCAGUACCAAACAUCGAGGGAGACAUAAAAGCACCAGAACUUGACAUCAAAGGUAAAAAAGUUGAUGUGAAAGGUCCUUCAAUUGGUUUUGGAUUACCUAAAUUCAAAAUGCCAGAAUUUGGAUUUAAAAGCCCAAAACUGGAGAGUCCUGAAGUUGCUGUGAAACUUCCAAAGAGUGAUAUUUCCAUCAAGGUCCCCGAUGUUGACAUUGAAGCUCCAAAACUGGACAUCAAAGGACCAGAUUUUGACAUAGACACUCCAAGUGGGAAGAUCAAAGGACCAAAAUUCAAGAUGCCAAAAAUCUCAGGCCCACAUAUCUCCAUGCCCGAUGUGGAUUUCAAUAUGAAGGGUCCUAAACUCAAAGGUGAUGUAGAUGUUUCGGUGCCAACAAUUGAAGGAGAUAUCAAAGCACCAGGAAUUGACAUAAAAGGCCCAAAUGUUGACAUUAAGGGGCAUAAGGCUGGAUUUGAACUACCAAAAAUGAAAAUGCCAGAUUUCGGCUUCAAAGGUCCGAAACUAGAGGGGCCUGACAUUGAUGUCAACCUUCCAAAGGCUAAUUUUGAUGUCAAUGUGCCUAAUGUUGAUAUUCAAGGUCCAGGAGUUGAUAUCAAUCUGCCGAAAGCUGAUUUGGACGUCAAAGGUCCUAAAGUGGACAUUGAAGGACCAGAUAUCGACAGUCCCAGUUGGAAGCUCAAGGGGCCUAACUUUAAGAUGCCAAAAAUAUCAGGCCCCAACAUCACCAUGCCAAACCUAGACUUCCAUCUUAAAGGCCCAAAAGUCAAAGGUGAUGUAGAUGUGUCAGUACCAACUAUUGAAGGAGAAAUAAACGCACCAGAAGUGGAUAUCAAAGGCCCAAAAGUUGACAUCAAGGGGCCUAAGGCUGGAUUUGAAUUACCAAAAAUGAAAAUGCCCGAUUUCGGCUUCAAGGGUCCAAAACUAGAGGGUCCUGACAUUGACGUCAACCUUCCAAAGGCUAAUGUUGAUGUCAAUCUUCCAAAAGCCGAUUUGGACAUCAAAGGCCCUAAAGUGGACAUUGAAGGACCAGAUAUUGACAGUCCCAGUUGGAAGCUCAAAGGGCCUAACUUUAAGAUGCCAAAAAUAUCAGGCCCCAACAUCACCAUGCCGAACUUAGACUUCCAUCUUAAAGGCCCACAACUUAAAGGUGAUGUAGAUGUGUCAGUACCAACUAUUGAAGGAGAUAUCAACGCACCAGGAAUUGACAUAAAAGGCCCAAAAGUUGACAUUAAAGGGCCUAAAGCUGGAUUUGAAUUACCAAAAAUGAAAAUGCCAGAUUUCGGCUUCAAGGGUCCAAAACUAGAGGGUCCUGACAUCGACGUCAACCUUCCAGAGGCUAAUAUUGAUGUCAAUCUUCCAAAAGCUGAUUUGGACAUCAAAGGUCCUAAAGUGGACAUUGAAGGACCAGAUAUCGACAGUCCCAGUUGGAAGCUCAAGGGGCCUAACUUUAAGAUGCCAAAAAUAUCAGGCCCCAACAUCACCAUGCCAAACCUAGACUUCCAUCUUAAAGGCCCAAAAGUGAAAGGUGAUGUAGAUGUGUCAGUACCAACUAUUGAAGGAGAUAUCAACGCACCAGGAAUUGACAUAAAAGGCCCAAAGGUUGACAUUAAGGGGCCUAAAGCUGGAUUUGAAUUACCAAAAAUGAAAAUGCCAGAUUUCGGCUUCAAGGGUCCAAAACUAGAGGGUCCUGACAUCGACGUCAACCUUCCAGAGGCUAAUAUUGAUGUCAAUCUUCCAAAAGCUGAUUUGGACGUCAAAGGUCCUAAAGUGGACAUUGAAGGACCAGAUAUCGACAGUCCCAGUUGGAAGCUCAAGGGGCCUAACUUUAAGAUGCCAAAAAUAUCAGGCCCCAACAUCACCAUGCCAAACCUAGACUUCCAUCUUAAAGGCCCAAAAGUCAAAGGUGAUGUAGAUGUGUCAGUACCAACUAUUGAAGGAGAUAUCAACGCACCAGGAAUUGACAUAAAAGGCCCAAAAGUUGACAUUAAGGGGCCUAAAGCUGGAUUUGAAUUACCAAAAAUGAAAAUGCCAGAUUUCGGCUUCAAGGGUCCAAAACUAGAGGGUCAUGACAUCGACGUCAACCUUCCAGAGGCUAAUAUUGAUGUCAAUCUUCCAAAAGCUGAUUUGGACAUCAAAGGUCCUAAAGUGGACAUUGAAGGACCAGAUAUCGACAGUCCCAGUUGGAAGCUCAAGGGGCCUAACUUUAAGAUGCCAAAAAUAUCAGGCCCCAACAUUACCAUGCCAAACCUAGACUUCCAUCUUAAAGGCCCAAAAGUGAAAGGUGAUGUAGAUGUGUCAGUACCAACUAUUGAAGGAGAUAUCAACGCACCAGGAAUUGACAUAAAAGGCCCAAAGGUUGACAUUAAGGGGCCUAAAGCUGGAUUUGAAUUACCAAAAAUGAAAAUGCCAGAUUUCGGCUUCAAGGGUCCAAAACUAGAGGGUCCUGACAUCGACGUCAACCUUCCAGAGGCUAAUAUUGAUGUCAAUCUUCCAAAAGCUGAUUGGGACAUCAAAGGUCCUAAAGUGGACAUUGAAGGACCAGAUAUCGACAGUCCCAGUUGGAAGCUCAAGGGGCCUAACUUUAAGAUGCCAAAAAUAUCAGGCCCCAACAUCACCAUGCCAAACCUAGACUUCCAUCUCAAAGGCCCAAAACUCAAAGGUGAUGUAGAUGUGUCAGUACCAACUAUUGAAGGAGAUAUCAACGCACCAGGAAUUGACAUUAAAGGCCCAAAAGUUGACAUUAAGGGGCCUAAAGCUGGAUUUGAAUUACCAAAAAUGAAAAUGCCCCAAUUUGGUUUCAAAGGUUCAAAGAUCGAAGGUCCGGACAUUGAUGUGGACCUUCCAGAGGCUAAUAUUGAUGUCAAUCUUCCAAAAGCUGAUUUGGACAUCAAAGGUCCUAAAGUGGAGAUUGAAGGACCAGAUAUCGACAGUCCCAGUUGGAAGCUCAAGGGGCCUAACUUUAAGAUGCCAAAAAUAUCAGGCCCCAACAUCACCAUGCCAAACGUAGACUUCCAUCUUAAAGGCCCAAAAGUCAAAGGUGAUGUAGAUGUGUCAGUACCAACUAUUGAAGGAGAUAUCAACGCACCAGGAAUUGACAUAAAAGGCCCAAAAGUUGACAUUAAGGGGCCUAAAGCUGGAUUUGAAUUACCAAAAAUGAAAAUGCCAGAUUUCGGCUUCAAGGGUCCAAAACUAGAGGGUCCUGACAUCGACGUCAACCUUCCAGAGGCUAAUAUUGAUGUCAAUCUUCCAAAAGCUGAUUUGGACAUCAAAGGUCCUAAAGUGGACAUUGAAGGACCAGAUAUUGACAGUCCCAGUUGGAAGCUCAAGGGGCCUAACUUUAAGAUGCCAAAAAUAUCAGGCCCCAACAUCACCAUGCCAAACCUAGACUUCCAUCUUAAAGGCCCAAAAGUGAAAGGUGAUGUAGAUGUGUCAGUACCAACUAUUGAAGGAGAUAUCAACGCACCAGGAAUUGACAUAAAAGGCCCAAAAGUUGACAUUAAGGGGCCUAAAGCUGGAUUUGAAUUACCAAAAAUGAAAAUGCCCCAAUUUGGUUUCAAAGGUUCAAAGAUCGAAGGUCCGGACAUUGAUGUGGACCUUCCCCAGGGUAAUAUUGAUGUCAAUCUUCCAAAAGCUGAUUUGGACAUCAAAGGUCCUAAAGUGGACAUUGAAGGACCAGAUAUUGACAGUCCCAGUUGGAAGCUCAAGGGGCCUAACUUUAAGAUGCCAAAAAUAUCAGGCCCCAACAUCACCAUGCCAAACCUAGACUUCCAUCUUAAAGGCCCAAAACUCAAAGGUGAUGUAGAUGUGUCAGUACCAACUAUUGAAGGAGAUAUCAACGCACCAGGAAUUGACAUUAAAGGCCCAAAAGUUGACAUUAAGGGGCCUAAAGCUGGAUUUGAAUUACCAAAAAUGAAAAUGCCCCAAUUUGGUUUCAAAGGUUCAAAGAUCGAAGGUCCGGACAUUGAUGUGGACCUUCCCCAGGGUAAUAUUGAUGUCAAGGUUCCUGCGGUUGAUGUCAGUCUUCCAAAAGCUGAUUUGGACAUCAAAGGCCCUAAGGUGGACAUUCAAGGACCAGACAUUGACAGUUCCAGUUGGAAGUUUAAAGGACCUAAUUUUAAGAUGCCAAAAAUCUCAGGCCCAAGCAUAUCCAUGCCAGAUGUGGAUUUCAAUAUGAAAAGCCCUAAACUCAAAGGUGAUGUAGAUGUGUCAGUGCCAACAAUUGAAGGAGAUAUCAACGCACCAGGAAUUGACAUAAAAGGCCCAAAAGUUGACAUUAAGGGGCCUAAAGCUGGAUUUGAAUUACCAAAAAUGAAAAUGCCCGAUUUCGGCUUCAAGGGUCCAAAACUAGAGGGCCCUGACAUUGACGUCAACCUUCCAAAGGCUAAAAUUGAUGUCAAGGUCCCAGAGGUUGACAUUAAAGGCCCUAAAGUGGACAUUGAAGGACCAGAUAUCGACAGUCCCAGUUGGAAGCUCAAGGGGCCUAACUUUAAGAUGCCAAAAAUAUCAGGCCCCAACAUCACCAUGCCAAACCUAGACUUCCAUCUUAAAGGCCCAAAAGUCAAAGGUGAUGUAGAUGUGUCAGUACCAACUUUUGAAGGAGAAAUAAACUCACCAGAAGUGGAUAUCAAAGGCCCAAAAGUUGACAUCAAGGGGCCUAAGGCUGGAUUUGAAUUACCAAAAAUGAAAAUGCCAGAUUUCGGCUUAAAGGGUCCAAAACUAGAGGGCCCUGACAUUGACAUUAAAGGCCCUAAUGUUGAUGUCAAUCUUCCAAAAGCUGAUUUGGACAUCAAAGGUCCUAAAGUGGACAUUGAAGGACCAGAUAUCGACAGUCCCAGUUGGAAGCUCAAGGGGCCUAACUUUAAGAUGCCAAAAAUAUCAGGCCCCAACAUCAACAUGCCAAACCUAGACUUCCAUCUUAAAGGCCCAAAACUCAAAGGUGAUGUAGAUGUGUCAGUACCAACUAUUGAAGGAGAUAUCAACGCACCAGGAAUUGACAUAAAAGGCCCAAAAGUUGACAUUAAGGGGCCUAAAGCUGGAUUUGAAUUACCAAAAAUGAAAAUGCCCCAAUUUGGUUUCAAAGGUUCAAAGCUUGAAGGUCCGGACAUUGAUGUGGACCUUCCUCAGGGUAAUAUUGAUGUCAAGGUUCCUGAGGUUGAUGUCAGUCUUCCAAAAGCUGAUUUGGACAUCAAAGGCCCAAAGGUGGACAUUCAAGGACCAGAUAUUGACAGUUCCAGUUGGAAGUUUAAAGGACCUAAUUUUAAGAUGCCAAAAAUCUCAGGCCCAAGCAUAUCCAUGCCAGAUGUGGAUUUCAAUAUGAAAAGCCCUAAACUCAAAGGUGAUGUAGAUGUGUCAGUGCCAACAAUUGAAGGAGAUAUAAAAGCACCCGGAAUUGACAUAAAAGGCCCAAAUGUUGACAUUAAGGGGCACAAGGCUGGAUUUGAAUUACCAAAAAUGAAAAUGCCAGAUUUCGGCUUCAAGGGUCCAAAACUAGAGGGCCCUGACAUUGACAUUAAAGGCCCUAAUGUUGAUGUCAAUCUUCCAAAAGCUGAUUUGGACAUCAAAGGUCCAAAAGUGGACAUUGAAGGACCAGAUAUCGACAGUCCCAGUUGGAAGCUCAAGGGGCCUAACUUUAAGAUGCCAAAAAUAUCAGGCCCCAACAUCACCAUGCCAAACCUAGACUUCCAUCUUAAAGGCCCAAAACUUAAAGGUGAUGUAGAUGUGUCAGUGCCAACUAUUGAAGGAGAUAUCAACGCACCAAGAAUUGACAUAAAAGGCCCAAAAGUUGACAUUAAAGGGCCUAAAGCUGGAUUUGAAUUACCAAAAAUGAAAAUGCCCCAAUUUGGUUUCAAAGGUUCAAAGCUCGAAGGUCCGGACAUUGAUGUGGACCUUCCUCAGGGUAAUAUUGAUGUCAAGGUUCCUGAGGUUGAUGUCAGUCUUCCAAAAGCUGAUUUGGACAUCAAAGGCCCAAAGUUGGACAUUCAAGGACCAGAUAUUGACAGUUCCAGUUGGAAGUUUAAAGGACCUAAUUUUAAGAUGCCAAAAAUCUCAGGACCAAACAUCUCCAUGCCCGAUGUGGAUUUUGAUAUGAAAGGCCCUAACCUCAAAGGUGAUGUAGAUGUUUCGGUGCCAACAAUUGAAGGAGAUAUCAAAGCACCAGGACUUAAUAUAAAAAGCCCAAAUGUUGACAUUAAGGGGCCUAAGGCUGGAUUUGAAUUGCCAAAAAUGAAAAUGCCAGAUUUUGGCUUCAAGGGUCCAAAACUAGAGGGCCCUGACAUUGACAUUGACCUUCCCAAGGCUAAUAUUGAUGUCAAGGUUCCCAAAGUGGAUGUCAGUCUUCCAAAUACUAAUUUGGACAUCAAAGGCCCUGAGGUGGACAUUGAAGGACCAGAUAUCGACAGUCCCAGUUGGAAGCUAAAGGGGCCUAAUUUUAAGAUGCCAAAAAUAUCAGGCCCCAACAUCACCAUGCCAAACCUAGACUUUGAUUUUAAAGGCCCAAAACUAAAGGGUGAUGCAGGUGUGUCAGUACCAACCAUUGAAGGAGAAAUAAACGCACCAGAAGUAGAUAUCAAAGGCCCAAAAGUUGACAUCAAGGGACCGAAGACAGGAUUCGAAUUACCAAAAAUAAAAAUGCCCCAAUUUGGUUUAAAAGGUACAAAGCUUGAAGGUCCGGACAUUGAUGUGGACCUUCCUCAGGCUAGUAUUGAUGUGAAUGUCCCUGGGGUUGAUAUCAGUCUUCCAAAAACUGAUUUGGACAUCAAAGGACCAAAUGUUGACAUUGACAGUGGUAAGAUCAAGGGGCCAAAAUUGAAGAUACCAAAACUUUCAGGACCAAACAUCACUUUGCCAGAUGUGGAUUUUCAUCUAAAAGGUCCUAAAGGCAAAGGUGGUACAGUUGUGUCAGAUUUUGGCGUCAAAGGUCCCAAAGUAGAAGGACCAGAAGUUGACAUAAGCCUUCCAAAAUUCAAGGGUGAUGUUGAAGGAAACAUUCAAUUACCAAAAGCUGAACUUGACGUCGCAGAUGUCACGCUUGAAGUUCCUGAAAUCAGCGGUAAGAAAUCGAAAUUCAAAAUGCCAAAGUUUGGAUUCCGGGGUCCAAAGAAAGGUAAAGUUGAUAUAAAAGUACCAGGCGUUGCCGUAAAAGGUCCCAAGUUGGAGACUCCUGAUGUUAAGGCAAAUGUUGAUGUUGACAUUGACAGUAAGAUCAAGGGACCAAAAUUCAAGAUGCCAGAUGUGGACUUCCAUCUGAAAGGCCCUAAAAUGACAGGCGAUUUGAACAUGUCAGUACCAAAUAUUGAGGGAGAUAUCAAAGGACCCUCAAUUGAUAUCAAAGGUCCAGAAGGUGACAUCAAAGGACCAAGUGCUGGAUUUGAAAUGCCAAAAUUCAAGAUGCCACAAUUUGGAUUAAAAGGUCCACAAUUACAGGGUCCUGACAUUGAUAUAGACCUUCCCAAAGCUAAUAUUAAUGCUAAGAUCCCUGAGGUUGGCCUUCAAGGCCCUGAAUUUGAUGUCAGUCUUCCGAAAGCUGAUUUGAACAUCAAAAGCCCUAAGGUAGACAUCCAAGGACCAGAUGUUGACAUGGACAGUCCCAGUUGGAAACUCAAGGGGCCUAAUUUUAAGAUGCCAAAAAUCUCAGGCCCAAGCAUAUCCAUGCCAGAUGUGGAUUUCAAUAUGAAAAGUCCUAAACUCAAAGGUGAUGUAGAUGUGUCAGUGCCAACAAUUGAAGGAGAUAUCAAAGCACCAGGAAUUGACAUAAAAGGCCCAAAUGUUGACAUUAAGGGGCAUAAGGCUGGAUUUGAAUUACCAAAAAUGAAAAUGCCAGGUUUUGGCUUCAAGGGUCCAAAACUAGAGGGCCCUGACAUUGACGUCAGCCUUCCAAAGGCUAAUAUUGAUGUCAAGGUCCCUAAUGUUGAUGUCAAUCUUCCAAAAGCUGAUUUGGACAUCAAAGGCCCUAAAGUGGACAUUGAAGGACCAGAUGUUGACAUGGACAGUCCGAGUUGGAAACUCAAGGGGCCUAAUUUUAAGAUGCCAAAAAUCUCAGGCCCAAGCAUAUCCAUGCCGGAUGUGGAUUUCAAUAUGAAAAGCCCUAAACUCAAAGGUGAUGUAGAUGUGUCAGUGCCAACAAUUGAAGGAGAUAUCAAAGCACCAGGAAUUGACAUAAAAGGCCCAAAUGUUGACAUUAAGGGGCACAAGGCUGGAUUUGAAUUACCAAAAAUGAAAAUGCCAGGUUUUGGCUUCAAGGGUCCAAAACUAGAGGGCCCUGACAUUGAUGUCAACCUUCCAAAGGCUACUAUUGAUGUCAAGGUCCCUAACGUUGAUGUCAAUCUUCCAAAAGCUGAUUUGGACAUCAAAGGCCCUAAAGUGGACAUUGAAGGACCAGAUGUUGACAUGGACAGUCCGAGUUGGAAACUCAAAGGGCCUAAUUUUAAGAUGCCAAAAAUCUCAGGCCCAAGCAUAUCCAUGCCAGAUGUGGAUUUCAACAUGAGAGGCCCUACACUCAAAGGUGAUGUAGAUGUGUCAGUGCCAACAAUUGAAGGAGAUAUCAAAGCACCAGGAAUUGACAUAAAAGGCCCAAAUGUUGACAUUAAGGGGCACAAGGCCGGAUUUGAAUUACCAAAAAUGAAAAUGCCAAGUUUUGGCUUCAAGGGUCCAAAACUAGAGGGCCCUGACAUUGACGUCAACCUUCCAAAGGCUAAUAUUGAUGUCAAUCUUCCAAAAGCUGAUUUGGACAUCAAAGGCCCUAAAGUGGACAUUGAAGGACCAGAUGUUGACAUGGACAGUCCGAGUUGGAAGAUAAAGGGACCAAAUUUUAAGAUGCCAAAAAUCUCAGGUCCAAAUAUCUCCAUGCCCGAUGUAAAUUUUAAUAUGAAAGGCCCUAAACUCAAAGGUGAUGUAGAUGUGUCAGUUCCAACAAUGAAAGGAGACAUCGAAGCACCAGGAAUUGACAUAAAAGGCCCAAAUGUUGACAUUAAGGGGCACAAGGCUGGAUUUGAAUUACCAAAAAUGAAAAUGCCAGGUUUUGGCUUCAAGGGUCCAAAACUAGAGGGCCCUGACAUUGACGUCAACCUUCCAAAGGCUAAUAUUGAUGUCAAUCUUCCAAAAGCUGAUUUGGACAUCAAAGGCUCUAAAGUGGACAUUGAAGGACCAGAUGUUGACAUGGACAGUCCGAGUUGGAAGAUAAAGGGACCAAAUUUUAAGAUGCCAAAAAUCUCAGGUCCAAAUAUCUCCAUGCCCGAUGUAAAUUUUAAUAUGAAAGGCCCUAAACUCAAAGGUGAUGUAGAUGUGUCAGUUCCAACAAUGAAAGGAGACAUCGAAGCACCAGGAAUUGAUAUAAAAGGCCCAAAUGUCGACAUUAAGGGGCAUAAAUCUGGAUUUGGAUUACCCAAAAUGAAAAUGCCAGAGUUCGGCUUCAAGGGUCCAAAACUAGAGGGCCCUGACAUUGACGUCAACCUUCCAAAGGCUAAUAUUGAUGUCAAGGUCCCAGAGGUUGACAUUAAAGGCCCUAAUGUUGAUGUCAGUCUUCCAAAAGCUGAUUUAGAUAUCAAAGGACCUAAAGUGGACUUUGAAGGACCAGAUGUUGACAUCAACAGUCCCAGUUGGAAGCUCAAGGGACCUAAUAUAAAAAUGCCAAAAAUCUCAGGGCCCAACAUCAAUAUGCCAAAUCUGGACUUCAAUCUUAAAGGCCCAAAACUCAAAGGUGAUGUGGAUGUGUCAGUACCAACUUUGGAAGGAGAUAUAAAUACACCAGAAGUGGAUAUCAAAGGCCCGAAGAUUGACAUUGAGGGACCGAAGACAGGAUUUGAACUUCCAAGUAUAAAAAUGCCACAAUUUGGUUUCAAAGGUUCAAAUGUCAAAGGUCCAGGUAUUGAUGUCAAGGUCCCUAAUGUUGAUGUCAAUCUUCCAAAAGCUGAUUUGGACAUCAAAGGCCCUAAAGUGGACAUUGAAGGACCAGAUGUUGACAUGGACAGUCCCAGUUGGAAAAUCAAGGGACCAAAAUUCAAGAUGCCAAAAAUCACAGGACCAAACAUAUCGAUGCCCGAUGUGGAUUUUAAUAUGGAAGGCCCUAAACUCAAGGGUGAUAUAGAUGUGUCCGUACCAAACAUAGAAGGGGAUAUAAAAGUACCAGCAGUGGAUGUCAAAGGUCCAAAGGUUCACAUUGAGAACCCUACGACUGGAAUUUCCUUUCCAAAAUUUAAAAUGCCUGAAUUUGGCCUUAAAAGUCCAAAUCUGGAAGGUCCGAACAUUGACGUCGACCUUCCAAAGGCUAAUAUUGAUAUCAAGGUUCCAAAGGUCGACAUAAAAGGACCAGAUGUUGACAUUGGCAGCCCGAGUGGUAAUAUCAAGGGACCUAAAUUAAAGCUCCCAGGAGGAAAAAUCACAAUGCCAAAAGUUGAUUUAAAUGUGAAAAAUCCUGGCCUCAAAGGUAAUAUGGAUGUGACAGCACCACAUUUUGGUGGAAAAAUAAAAACACCAGAAUUAGACUUAAAAAGUCCAGGAGUUGACAUCAAAGGCUCUAGGGGUGAAUUUGAAGGUCCCAGUAUCAAAGGAAAUGUGGAUGCUUCCUAUCCUGAUGUAGAUGUUAACAUCAAAGGGAAAAAGGGUAAAUUCAAACUUCCUAAAGUCACGGGAAAGGGAAAGAAAUCACAUUUUGAGACCGAAACACCAACAAUUGACGUAGAUGUAGAUACACCUAAAAUUAAUGUCCACGGAACAAAAGUUAAAAAGCCACUCUUUGGUAAGCUACAUUUUCCUGAUGUGGAAUUUGAUAUCAAAUCCCCAAAAGUGAAAGGUGAUGGAUCUUUAUCUGAGGAGCUGAAAUCCCCCAACAUUGGCUUACAUGGUUCUCUUAGCAACAGUCAGGACUUUACCCUUGAAGGCUCAGAUGUGACAUUAAAAGCACCCCAAAUCAGAAUGUCAAGCUUUGAAUCCGACAGCGCGAUCGGUGGCCUUCGAUAUCCAGAGGGUACAGUGAAAUUUCCAAAGCUCAAGAUUCCAAGGUUCGGUUUUAGUCUGCCCCACUUUGAGGACCAGGCAGGUGGUGGAAAGGUUGCGGCUAGUGGAGAGCUUCACGGCUCACAGAGCAUCGCAGCUUCUAGUCCGGAAAUAAGGCAAAGUGAAGGAAAAAUAAAGGUUAAGAUACCAAAUUUUUUUGGAAAAUCAAAAGCAAAGGGCCGGAGUGCAGGUGACCUUCGGGGAUCAGAGGUAGAACUGAGUACAGGUGGAAAAGGCAAGGUCUCGAAAGAAUUCAGUGUACAUAGUGUAGAGGGGAAGUUACAUUUAGAGGGUGAUGCUGGACUCAGUGUUUCGCCCAAAAGCAAGUCUGCGUCACUGGAUCUUUACAAAAAGUCAAGGCAUCGCUCUUCGAGCGAUGAGGGUGGGCUCACAGUUCGUUCCCCUUCGGGACACCUCGAAGCGGAGGGCGCUGAUAUUUCACUCGACCUUAAAGGAACAAAGAUCAAAGGAAAGAAAGGCAAGUUGAAGUUUGGCACCUUUGGGGGUCUGGGUUCCAAGUCCAAGGGCUCGUAUGAAGUGACGUACGGUGAGGGUAGUGCAGAGGGAGUGGAGGGAAGCGCGGGCGUGUCGUUGACCACGCCCAAAUCGAGGCUGUCGUCGACGUCGUCGUCGUCCAGCAGUGACAUUGGGGCAAAGGGUGCGUUCAAAUUCCCUAAAAUUGAACUCUCUGUAUCACCAAAAGACGAAUAAUCAAUUGAUCAACUAAAUACGUUCUUUCCGUACGGGAAAUACGUCAAAGCCAGAGAGAAAAUUAAUACAAGUCAUCUCAUAAGCGACAUAGGAGAACGUACAAAGCCCCGUCAAACUGUAAAUAAGAUCAAAAUGUAUUGAUAGAUAUUGUUUUUUGUACAUAGUCAAGAUUUAUUGAGCAUAUACCAUCAAAUGACUUCAUUACGGUUAUUUUGUCCUGUUUCAUUCAAUUAAAACGUGUUCCAUAAAUGGUUGUGGUAUAUUUCUACGCAGGGUCUGUUCCACAGAACAGAUAGUCGUCGUUUGAAGGAAAGUCUUGUCCGUACAUUUAUAAACAGUUUUACUUCAACGGUUGGAUUUUUGUGUAAUCGGCGCAGAAACAUUUCUCCCAUCCUAAACCGGCCCCUGUAUAACAUAUGCUUUUAUUGUGAAGAUGUUUAAUCCGUCGUAAUUGCACAGACAGUCACUAUGUUUAGAAAGUCAUGUAUUUUUCUGCACACUUUGUCGUCCUUCAAAAGAUUUAUCCACAUUUCGUCUGUCCCCCCCCCCGCCAUUCUAAUCUGUUUUAUUGUAUUGUUCUGGUCGCAUCUACUCCCAUCACGCAAAUAAAAAUGAAAUUAAAUGUCAUUGUUGGUGUUCAUAAAUUUAUCAUAUCUGUGAUCAGAAUUGUUUUAUCUUCCAUGUUGUGUGCAUUCUGUCCGAUAAACUAAAUAAAUUGUAUAGAAUUA